AAAUACAACCGCCAGAUAAUACGUCAUCUUCAUUAUUGCAUUUACUGCAGAAAAAAGAUCGGCGUUUGUUAAUGUAAGGUUUGUAAAAAGCCGUACGUUUAGUGCGCAAGUGAAAGAAUUUACAGGAGGGUUGGGCGGUCUCCAGUGCCAUUUUUAUCUUACGGUGAAUCAGUGAAACCGGCUUUUCCAGAUCUGUGUCUGGUUUGCCCUGCGCUUCAAGGCGCUGGGGCCGCUCGCCUUUGCGUCAGUAAACCUGCUACUACGGGAGGCGUUGCUGCUCACAAUCGCACAUACUGUAAAAAUUCAGUAAUAGUGCGCAGCCCUGCUACAAAACCGACUGGCUUUUAUUCACCUGGACGCCAUAUGCCUUCAAGAUUUCUAUUUUGCUGUGAAAACCAAUCCUGGUACCUUCGCCUACGGGAUUCCUGACGGGAGAUAUCGUUCAUAUUUACUGAUUUUUGGUCAGAAGCAAAAAUUGGAAAUCAUACUCUAGGAUGCGCCUGGUGCUGUGAGCGGCAUUGUGAAAAUGAGUGUGACCUCCUGGUUUCUGGUGAGCAGCUCAGGCACCCGCCACCGGCUGCCCCGCGAGCUGAUUUUCGUGGGCCGUGAGGACUGCGAACUCAUGCUGCAGUCUCGCAGUGUAGAUAAGCAGCAUGCUGUCAUCAACUACGACAUGAGCUCUGAUAAGCACCUGGUGAAAGACCUAGGCAGCCUCAAUGGGACUUUUGUGAAUGACCAACGGAUUCCAGACCAGACAUACAUCGCUCUCAAGCUCUCUGAUGUCAUUCGCUUCGGAUAUGAUUCUCAAGUCUACAUCCUCGAGAGGAGUCAACACAAGGUUCCAGAAGAGGCACUUAAGCACGAGAAAUACACCAGCCAGCUGCAGAUGACCUUAAAAGCAUCAGAGGAGAAACGGCUUGGAGAGGCAGAUGGUGAUGUGGCAGAAGCCCAGCGGAGCACAGAGCAGAAAGCCAUAUCGGAGGCCCCCAUGUCGCGGCCCACGCCCCUGUAUGGCCAGCCUUCUUGGUGGGGGGAGGAUGACACGGGAAGCAAGGGACAUCUCAACAGUGAACAUCAGCAACAUGAAGGCAGCCCAAAAGAGGGUUCAGCAAUCAUGCCGGAGGUGAAUUGUUCAGACUACCGAGAAUCCCAAGACGAUUCUAUCUACUCAUACCGGCGGGAGCCCAGCUACUUUGAAAUCCCCACUAAGGAGUUCCAGACACAGCCGAAGACCCAUGAAGCUGAGCUGCAUGAGAUCCCGACUAAGGACACCGAUACCCCACCACUGGCCUCCACAAUCACCCCCACACCCCCGGUGGUACAGAGCCAUGCUUCCUUCACCAUUGAGUUUGAUGACUGCAUGCCAGGAAAGAUGAAGAUCAAGGACCACGUCACUAAAUUCUCCACUAGGCAGCUCAAGCUGCCGCGUAAGCAGCUGGCUGCCACACCCACAGAGGUGAUGUCAGCAGAAAGCAAGGUGGCUGACUGGCUGGUGAAUAGCAAUGUCAGCAUGAUGAGGCAGAAGAAUCCCUCAGAGGAUGUCUAUAGUACCAAGAGUGACUUAGCAAUGCACAUUAAAACUCUCAAAGGGCACCAGCACGAGGAUGGGACCCAGAGUGACUCUGAGGACCCAGUCCUGAAGCAAAAGUGCAGCACGACAUCAAACCUGGUGCAACCACAACCCUCUGUUCAGUCACAGCAAUCUGUCCUUCGACACCAACUGCUGCCAACAAAGUUCACGCUGCCUACGCCUGCAAUCUCCAAAGAGACCCCAUCUCCUUCUGAGACUCCAUCUUCUCCACAAGAAAAAGCCAAGACGUCCCCACAGGACGUUAACCAGCAAGCCUUCAUUAUUGAGUUCUUUGACGACAACCCGCGUAAGAAGCGCUCACAGUCCUUCACACAUAACUCCACCCAUGGCGACUCCUACUCUGCCCUCAAGGCCAAGCUGGAGAGACGGAAAGCUGGAGGCCAGGGUGGGGAAAGAGUGUCUGCUUCAUCAGGGCAGAUCCCAGCCACGCAGCAGGUGACGAUCCCGCUGAAGGGGCCUGGUCCUGGGCCUCCGCAGAGGGCCGGCUCGUUAAAGCGGGAGAAGGGCGAGGAGAGGCUCAGUAGCGCCCCCUCUGGGUCAGGCUUUUCCUCACACUCCACCUCUGCGGUUUCCACCAGACCUUUAGCAAGUGUUGCCAAGACAUCCAAGCUGGACCAAGACUUUACAGGUGACUUUGUGAAGGAAUGUAACAAAAGUACCUCACCCACCAAGGAGAACACACCUCCUCUACCUACGUCUGCUCCACCAGUCAUGGAGACCUCCACCUAUCUACAAACUUCCCCAUCUCCCCAUACUAGCCCAAACCUUCCACCCUCCAUAAAUCACGCUCCCACCCCUGAUCACACCCAACCACUCAGUCAUACACCCACAAAGUAUGCAUCUCCAGUGCUGGCCUCGGUGCCCCCACCUCCGCUGUCAGUAAGUGCCCACAGCAUGGACCCCAAGGCCUCAAAGGCAGUGAGAACAGAGGAAGAAGACAGCUUGAGUGAUGCAGGUACCUACACCAUCGAGAUGGAGGCCCCGGAUAAGGAGGUAGAAGAGGCGCGCAGUAUGAUCGACAAGGUGUUUGGGGUCCCCGAUUGUCCCGAGUAUGCUGGAGUGACUGCUCGAGUACUGAGACCCAUCAUAAACAAGGAGCAAGACCAACAGGCUGUCCAGCAUCAAAACCAGGGUGGUGCUGGUGACUUCAAGGCAGCCCCGGUCCAAGAUGUAAACUCCGCAACCCCUAGUGACAGUCUCAUCAGCCAGUCACAGGUGCAUGCAGCCUCAUCUGCAGGCACAGGUGCCUCCAAGUGGGUUUCCCGCUGGGCCAGCCUGGCAGAUGGCUAUAGUGAGUCAGGACCUACAGCAGCACUUUCUCAGGAGGAUCUUUCCAACGCAGAUGGCCAUGCCAAACCAAUGCUGAGUCAAUGCAUAGAUAACACAGAUGUAGAGAACAGCCAAGGAUCCAGAACAAGACGGCUCCUCCCCCAGGUACCACAAGUGGAAAAGUUGGAGAGUGCAGCUCCUACUAUUGUCAUUCAGCAUGACCCCGUCACAGAAUGUAACACAUCAGAAAAUGGCUCCACUAAGCCCCAUCAACAAGAAUCAAGGAAGUUGCACCUCCAAGAUGACUUGGACCCAGACAGCCUUAGUGAUGCCAGCAAGUCAGAUGAGUGCUCUGUUGUUGAUCGAAACAAGGGCAGUCGAGCUAGAAGGAAUCAGGAGAAAACUGAGAAUGAAGCCAAAGAGCCAGAAAAGACUGCAUCUUCAGUCAAAUCUACAUCGUUCUACAUUGGGUCAGAGGAGACCUACUCCAAAACAGACUUGGCACCUGCUCUGUUUCCUACUAGGAGAGAACAGGAUGGACCUCCCAGAAUUUCCCCAGCAGCUGUUCUUGCAAGGCAUUCAAGUAACCGUGAGCCCCGUAGAGCUGUCAGGCCAAAUGCUUCUGCUCCCAGCCUCCAUUCACAGGGCACUGAUGGCCAGCUCAAAAAGGAGCCCAACGUCUCCUUUGUCAGACAGGAGAGCUUCACUAAGGAUCGACCAAGCGAUGACAUCCCCAUCAGCAGGCUUCCACACAUCUCCAGCCAGCCUGCUCUGUGUAUCAUUGAACAUGGUGAGCUAUACCAGAGCCCUUCUCUUAAUGAGGUGGAGCAGAAGCAUGCGGGAUCUUCCAGCCACGCAGGGGACUCACUGUCUGGGGAUUCUGAUUUGGACACAGGCAGCACUGUCAGUCUGAUCAGUAACAAAAAUGCUCCCUCUGCACCAGCCAAGAUGUUGACCAGUAGUAUCCUGCAGAAGGGGAAAUCAUCAUCCAGUCCGUCUGCCCAAAGUCUAGUGGCCCGCCAGCCAACCGCCCGUGAACGUUUAUCUGAGAAGCGCCGUGCCCAUGUCACCGACCACACCAGCAAGGGCGAGCCGAAUAAACGUCUUCAGAUCCGGCGAAGCACUGGGAACCGUGGCUCACUGGACUUCACGGAUGAGCAGCAAAGCUCAAGCCUGCAGUACUGGCCCGAAACUGCCUCCUCUGACUAUGAAUCUGGUUCCCGGCUUGGUACCCGCAAACGUCUUCCAGCUGUGCUCCAGAAAGAUUCCUUGAAAGGAGCGGUGUACCAAGCACUGACUCGCUCCAACAGCCUCUCCUCCCCACGACCCACCCGUGCAUCUAUGCUGCGUCGGGCCCGUCUGGGCGAGGCUUCUGAUACUGAGGGCACAGAGACAGACCGAGCCUCUCAAGGUUCCGAUAUCAACCCACCAACCAAAGCCCUGGCUGACAGUAAGAAAUUGUCGCGCCUGGAUGUCUUAGCUUUGCCUAGGAAGAGGACAGGUUCGUUCACCAUGCCUAGUGAUACUGAGUCCACCAGCCGGGCUGAUGCCCUUAAUCGUAGCUCAGAGCUCAGUACCUCCAUUCGUAAGGCAGGAACAACUGAGAUGAAGCCUGGGGCCGGAAAGGCACCCAGGACGGCUCCCUCAAAGCAGCCCAUCACCCGCGCUCGAUCCAGCAGUGCCAAGUAUUCUAGCACUACCGGUUCUCGGCGACGGCAGAAAGGCUCUGAUUAUUCCUCUACAUCGGAGGAGGAAUAUGAUGCCCCUACAGGCACUGCUAAACACAAGCGCUCCCAUGCUUCAGCAGCUACACAGACUCCGAGUAUCACCAAGGCUGCCCCAGUCCAAUCCAAAGCCAAAAAUGAAGGUUCAGCAGUGGACAAUGAGACCAGCUCCUUCCAGCAUUGGUCCACACACAGUGCUGAAAUUGCCAGGCUCAGUCAGGACCUUGCCAAAGACUUGGCUAUGUUGGCUCAAGAGAUCCAUGAUGUGGCAGGUGAAGCUGACUCGGGAAUGGGCACUGCAACCUCACCUGGCUCUAUGCCCAACACUCCAGCCUCCACCAUUUCUGCCCGGGAGGAGAGAAUAUUUCCAUCCUUGCAGGCCACCCGCUUUUCCCAGUUAAUUCAGCACAUUCCAGAAGCCAGCUUGAACUACCAAAAAGUUCCACCAGGUGCAGUGGGAGUCCGGGACCCAGACCCAAAUAUGAAUGAAGAAGAUUCCAAACGGCGACUGUGGAAUCGUGAAGAGGUCAUUUUAGACAAUCUGAUGCUGAAUCCUGUGUCUCAGUUGUCCCUGGCAAUUAGGGAGAACACCGAACAGCUGGCAGAGAAAAUGAAGUCAUUGUUCCACAACAGGACAGAAGUGUGGGAAGAAAUCGAGGCAAAGAUCAGUGCUGAGAAUGAAGUGCCUAUACUGAAGACAUCAAAUAAGGAAAUCAGUUCAAUUUUGAAGGAAUUAAGAAGAGUUCAUAAACAACUAGAAGUUAUAAACACUAUUAUCGAGCCUGGACGAAGUACUGACCCACUCAGCAAGGUCCCCUCGGGUGGGGCAAAGCCCACAUUGGCUUCCCAGCCCCCGACAAGAGGGGCCCGAAGCUCAGCUGCUAACGCUACAGGCAAGAAGCCCAGUGAGGUACGCAAGAAGAGCCUGGCGGGUGCUGGCAGCCAGAGCUGAGUACUGUGGACUGGCAAGGUCACGGUCAAGACUGUCUGGUCAUGUGGAAGCAGUCUGAACCAUUGAGUCAUUUUUGUAAAUAUGGAAUGACACAAAACCGAAAGGAAAGCAGAGAAGAUCUCCAAUGUGUGUUUGAAAUGAAUGUAGGGAACAAGAUAUAACUCAUGUUAAUGCAGAUUAUUUUUUGAAAAUACAGCAUUGCUGGCCUGAGAAGAAUGCUAAUACUAAGUGUUCAGCAGGCAGGUUGUGCCGGGGUUGAAUGAGGGAACCUCAUUGUUUUGUCAUUUUGUUUAUCUUAUGUUUUACAAUUUGUUUGUAGCAUUGAACAGCUGAUGCCUUUAAUGGGGUCAACAAAUGAAUGCUAUAGCUGACAUCAUAAUACAAGAAUAUUAUAUGUGGACAGUAUUUACUACAGAAAUUUCACCUGGUCGUGUGACAGAGGCCUUUUAAAUGACUCGGUAUGCAUUUUGUUUCUCCUCUAUUUAUCAUGCAUUUGUUUAAUUGUUUCAGAAUGACUUGAAUGUCGGUAAGUGCAGAUAGGUACAUUCAUGCUUUAAGGAUCAUGUGGUGCCCAAACAUCCAAAACCUGCAGGAAAUUGGAACAGCUUUUGUGAUGUGCUCCAUGUGCACUGUGAAGAUGUGCUGUGCUUGUGAAGUGCUCCAUCAUGAGCUUAGCUGGCAAUUAUGAAAGUUUUGUCCACAAGGCUGCAUAGCAUUUUUCUUUUGCUCUAGUGUUUUUUCAGUGUUUUAAUUUUUAAAAAGAUGCUGCCUUGUCAUGUAUACAUUUUUUUCUUCCUUAAACUGUGCAAUGCUAAUUAUUGAAUACAUGUUGUUGCUUUCUACUGCACACCUAAAAUCAUGCUCUGGAAUUAAUGCAAGCAGUGUUGGCGUAUUUGUAUUUAUAAAUAAAGCUGAAGGUGACCUGGAACCUGGAGUAGAAUUGGCUAUGAAAUGACUUAAGAAGAGUGAAGUGUUCUUUUAUUUAUUUAUUAUAUCUCUCCUGCACAAGAAAUGACGUCUCUCGGAUAUAAUGUAUCUUUCUACUUACCUGUAUACCCAUAACCUGGAUGACCUUUUAAACAAGGCGAAGUACCUGUGGUUACUUCCAUUGUUGCUGAAACAGAAAGGAUUUUGCAUUCAUUGUGAAUUACAAAAAUCCUGCUAAUGAUUGGGAGUCAGAGUAUAAGAAUUCUGGACUGAGUCAAUCAGUUAAUAGACUUGUGUGUGUUUUCUGGGAAAUGGAGCUCUCCCCAGGGUACGGUCUUCCAAACAUCCAUAUUAGUCUUCAAACAACUGCUAACUUACUGUGAACGGGUUUAUAUGAAGGCUGUGAGCCCUUCCACUGUUUAGUGUAGGUGUUUCGUGUGGCGCCUUGGUCAGUUUGGGUGUUAGGGUAAGAUGUUCCAAAGCUAUGAAUCCCUUUUAUGUCUUUGCUGUCCAGAUGCCCAUCUCUGUAGGCUGUGUAGACUCUGGAUAUUGUAAUGCUUACAUUUAUGCUUUAAAAAAUAGUGACUGUCCUGCAGUAGAACCUCAGCUUAGCUCCUCUGCUCAGCCUGCUGUCCACCAUAUUAAAUAAACAGAUUUGUUUACAUUCACCAGCAGACACCUUUGGAAUAAAUGUGUAGAAGUGCAGAAUUGCAGAAGUGAAUUCAUUGCAGAAAUGAAUGAUUAUCGUUUCACCUUUAAAAUGCUUGGUGUUAAGUAUUUAAUUAAUUUGUAAGAUGUCUCUUUGGGUUAGAUGUAUUGUGGUGGUGGUAGGAACCACAGGACAAAGCAUGUACAGUAGCAUCAACCAAAGAAGACCGAGUGUUAUGUUUUUGUCAAAGGCAAGCAGGCUCCGUAUUUGUGAUUCAUGCGUAUAAAUUGUGCAAAGUAUGACAAAUUGCCCAGAACAGCCCCAAGUCCGAUGUAUUGUAGGGGAAACACUCCUAGAUAAUGUAUUCCAAAUACCAUGCAUUAUAGUCAGUGUUCUGUAAAUCUGACAUUUAUAUUAAACAAAACAUUUUCCUAAUCUCAUUGUAUGUUUUCUGUUAGCUUGAUAUUUUGAGUUUCGAGGCAGUUGAUUUACAUUAUCCUUUCUUUGUGUAAGAUGGCUGCACCACUGUACCAUUUAAGGUGUUGUGAUUGAGCAAAUGGAGGUAAAUAAAUAAUCUGUACAAAGGAAUAGGAAUGCACUUAAAAAAUUAAAGAAAAUGAAAGUAAAAGAUUAUUUUGUGAAGAUGCUGUUUUUCUGUUACCCAUGCACAUAAGUGUUCAUUUUAAAAGGUGUACUUUUCGUAAGAAAUGAUGUUAGGAAAACAUGCUGUAUAAAGCUUAAAGCUAAACGUUAACAUUCUGCUCAUUUUAGAAGCAUAAAGUAAAAUAAUCCCCACCUGUGAUGGGUGAUCUUUGACAGUUAUCUUUGUAAGACCUUGAGGGUUAUUUUGAGGUCUUGUGCUGGCUGGUGAAUGUAUCGAUUUUUAUCGCCGGUAUGGACCAACACCUUUGUAUUUCAGACACUUCAUUGAGGGUGAUGCUGUAGAGGCUGCUGCUAAGUUACAAUGUCUUGAGCUUUCAUUUAUUUCUGCUUUCUGUUUUGUUUAAUUCUCCUCACCUGCAUGCAAAUCAAAGAUAAGCUACACAUCUCGUCUCUACAUUAUGUCUGUAAAUCAGGCCUAGGUGUCUUUGCCUGGUUUUGCAGUUUCCUAUUGUUAAACUCUAUUAUCCAGUUUUCAGACUGAUUGCGUACUUUGGGCAUUGAAGAAUGUGCUCCCCUUCAGAUUUAGAUCCUUAUUUUUAACCAUUGUUAAAAGCUUUAUUUUUCUUUAUGAACUUCUUGUGAAUGAUUAUUCUUUUCUGCCUUAAAUAAGAUAUUUCAUUUUUAUCAUGUUUUUAACAUAGUAAUAAAUAUAAUUUAAUCACUAAAAUAA
This is a messenger RNA of Brienomyrus brachyistius, 8445 nucleotides long. RefSeq names its product centrosomal protein of 170 kDa protein B-like. The record is from RefSeq and is a predicted model, not a curated record. Bases 527 to 5536 code for a protein of 1669 amino acids. The transcript is spliced from 20 exons. Gene Ontology annotation, molecular function: protein binding. NCBI's taxonomy places the organism in Eukaryota, Metazoa, Chordata, Actinopteri, Osteoglossiformes, Mormyridae.